Molecule: messenger RNA, 2070 nt
Organism: Aegilops tauschii subsp. strangulata
Lineage: Eukaryota; Viridiplantae; Streptophyta; Magnoliopsida; Poales; Poaceae
Product: GTP diphosphokinase CRSH1, chloroplastic
Biological process (GO): guanosine tetraphosphate metabolic process
Molecular function (GO): calcium ion binding
Source: RefSeq, a predicted model, not a curated record
ACUUCAUCACAAUCACCACAUCACAUAUCCGCACAGCGGCUGCCACAGUGCCACGUCGCCUGCAAUCCAUCCCCGGAGCGGGCCCCACCCAUGGCGACGGCAGCCACCACCGCCGCGGCCGUUCCCGCCGGCCGCCACCAGCACCGCCACCACCUAGGCCUGCGCCCAUGCCCCAACCCGCGUCGCCUGCACCGACUGCGUCUCCCUGCCUCAGUUGCUUUUUCUUCCCCAUCCGCCCCGUCCACCUCCUCCUCCUCGUCGCUAUCGGCCCCGGCGACGCCGCCGCCGGAGGGAGGAGGGCGGCUGGUGGCGGAGCUUGUGGGCGUGUUCAACGAGCUCACGGGUAGGAUGGGAGAGGGCCUGGCCACCACCUCCUCGUCGCGCCUGCUCUUCCGCGCGCUCAAACUGGCCCUCCCCGCCCUCCGCGACGGCGACGGCGGCCAGGCCCUCACGCGAGCCCUCGCGGUGGCCGCGACCUUAGCCGACCUCCAGAUGGACGCGGAAGUUAUUUCAGCCGGCAUAUUGAGGAAAGCGCUUGAUGCAGGGACUAUAAGCAUGAGCGAUGUAGAAGCUCAAAUUGGGACUGGCAUAGCUGAUUUACUGCACGAGAGCUUAAGGCUUAAGGUUGCUCCUUCGAAAGUCGACGUAUUGGAUGAUGAAAGUGCGAGCUCAUUGAGAAAGUUUUUCCUUUCGUACUAUGACAUCCGGGCAGUAAUCUUGGAGCUUUCUCUGAAGCUUGAUACGAUGAGACACCUUCAGUACCUCCCCAAGCAUCUUCAGCGAGUAAAAUCUCUUGAAGUAAUGAAGAUAUAUGCUCCACUUGCUCAUGCUGUCGGGGCUGGUAAUCUGUCGCUAGAGUUGGAAGAUCUUUCUUUUAGGUACUUGUUUCCUCAUUCAUAUGACCAUGUCGAUCAAUGGUUGAGGAACCGAGAAGCCGAGUGCAAGCUCUUGAUAAAUGCCUACAAGGCGCAGUUGCUUCAGGCACUGAAGUCCGAUGAUGAGCUAAACGAGAUUGUGCAGGACAUCUCAAUUGAAGGGCGGUACAAAAGCCGUUUCAGUACUAUGAAGAAGCUAGUAAAAGAUGGCCGGAAACCAGAAGAAGUAAAUGACAUACUUGGUUUACGGAUAAUCUUGGACCCUCGAUGCGAUGGUGGCUCAUCUGAUUGGGGCCCCAGGGCCUGUCACAGGACACACGAAAUCAUUCGAGCUCUAUUGAAGGAAGUGCCAGGUAGGACAAAGGACUAUGUGACACAGCCAAAAAGAAAUGGCUAUCAGAGCCUGCAUGUGGCAAUCGAUGUAAGUGAACCUGGGAAGACGAGGCCACUAAUGGAGAUACAAAUACGCACCAAGGAGAUGCACAGAAUUGCUAUUGGUGGAGAAGCGUCUCACUCUCUCUACAAGGGUGGUCUUACGGAUCCUGGAGAGGCUAAAAGACUCAAGGCUAUUAUGUUGGCUGCGGCAGAACUGGCAGCUCAUCGCCUUCGAGACCUCCCAGCCAGUGAUCAUCGAGGAGGUGAAUGCAAGAACCAGGCUUUCUGCCUUAUAGACAAAAAUGGUGAUGGGAGGAUCAGCAUCGAGGAGCUCACGGAGGUGAUGGAAGAUCUUGGUGCCGAGGGCGAGGAUGCGAUGGCGCUCAUGCAUCUCCUUGAUGCAAACAGCGAUGGUUCCCUGAGCUUCGAUGAAUUCGAGUCGUUCCAGAGACAGGUUGAAUUGAUGAGAAGCUUGGAGGACAGGGAUGACCACUACACGAAGAUACUGAAGGAUAAGUUGCAGACAAUCGACAGCGCUGGCCUCAUUCACUUCUACCGCAAAGAGCUGGGAGACAAACUGCUUGUGAGCUGAAAUAUAUGGGCUUUCUUUUAAGGAACUGCGCUAAACUAAAAUGGAUUGCCAACUUGUAGUUUUGAUGUUGGUGCAUACUACAUUGAGAUGUGAUUAACAGCAUUGAAUUGUACAUACUUUCCGAUUGUAUGUGGAGCUAUAGAGCAAGUCUGACAAAGUAAAGGUUGUCCUCUACAUUGUGCCAGAAGCUGGCUGUGGCACUUCGCAAUAUAUUUCUAACUUUGUACA